UUGAUACUCGAAAUGCAUGCACGAUCUACACUGGUAUUUUAAGCAUGAUAAGUUUAACCAGGUUGUGGGUUAGUUAGAACGCGGAACGAUAAAAUGAGCCUGACAGCGCGUUGUAAAUAGAACCAUUGUUGGAUCAGAUUGACGUAUGUUGAGCUAUCUUUUAAUUUAAGCUGCUUUGAUUUCAUGAAAGUAGGGACCUGGGAUUCAUGGUUUUGAAUUAUUUAUUCCUAGAGCUUUGAUAUACGAAAUUUUACAAGCAAAAUUGCCGAAGCAGCUGCGUGAACUACUUGAAAACCUUAUUCCGAACUACGCGGAAGGUUAUUGCCUAUUAUUCUAUUUUUCUUCCAUCCUAGAGAAAAGUAUUUGUAUAUCAUAUAACAACCCCAAAAAGAAAUCCUAUUUAUUAUGGAGAAAUCGCAUAGCGUUUUACGAAAGGUUUUUCUGCCUAUUCUAUAUCAUGUGAUGUACGUUUUACUUUGGUAUCGCUUGUUUUCGAGUCUUUAUGGAAUCUGUGUAAUCGUUUUCAGAAGGUAGGGAUAAUUGUUUAUCAAUCAUGUGCGAUUGGUUCAUUUUAUUUAUCCUUUGAACCAAUCAAAUAAUAUCAAUCGAAUACACAAAUAAAGCAAACAUAUAACUAACAACAUAAGUAAAAAAUCCUUUGCGUCAUUUGAUAUAACAAUUAUCAAUUGAAUACUCCAAGUUGAGCUGACAACAUUUAAAUAUUCCAUUGUGAACUAGAAAUUUUUUUAAUCAAAUAAAAUACUGGAAUGAAAACAUAUGGCAAGCUGAUAUCAAAUGUUACAAACGUGUUAUGAUCAUUGCUUAGAUAUGUUUUACGCCAAUUCAUCUUUUGUUUAUAGCGUACAAGUAGAUUUACAUAGUUACUAAUUAUGUAAGUGUUGCCAAUGGAGUGAUAUGAAUCACGAUAACGUGACACGGAUAAGCCAAAAAUGUAAAUUAGAUGUAGGCUUUUGUUGAUCGUCGAUAAAAUGCGCCCAUGUUUAAAACACGGCCUGAGAAACUUUUCAUCGGUGAAUUUAUCUAUGAACCAUGUUUAGUCGAAAUGUAUUAGCAUCGUCCUGCCACUCUAUGAGUGAGUCGCCUAAGAUUACCAGAUGAUUUACGUUUUGUUUAAUAUAUUUUUAACUUUUGCGUAUUUCCUAUUACUCUUAUUUAUAACGUUGGUUUAUUUUGGUAUCAGACGCCGUAUGUUUAAAAUCGAAUACGUUAUUAAGUCAACAGGAAGUUCGUUCAAAUUGUCACUUUGAAGAUAUAUAUUCUUCGAUUGGAUUUUACUUUGUACACGUUUAUGUAUUUUAUCUACAUCGUUGAUUCGUUCAAGAACGUAGGUACUUUUGCAAAAAAAAAGAAGUUGAAGAUUUCAGAGAGUUUAUUCGUGUGACGUUGACGUCUUCUACAUAUUGGACUUAUUCAUCAGAUACGCAUUUGUGAUAAAUUAUUGCCAAUUCAUACUUGCAAAGAAAACAUAAGAUAUGACAAAUACUUGUACGGAAGGUUAACUAGUACUAAACGAAAAUUUGUGCUAUUUGGUACAUUUCAGUCCAACAUAACCCGGGGCAAAUCAUGAGAAAGAAUUUGAUACUUUACACCUGGCUGCCUAUCCUCGCGUAUUUUUCCCCAGGCUGUUGGGCCAUAUAUAAUGGAACGGACACUACUACGGCGAUUGCAAAGAAUGGUACUGUAUCGUUCGAUAAUACAAUAACAAGUGAGGAAUUUCUUAAAGCUUCCUGCGUUGGGAAAAAUGUAUCCCAAGCGACCUACAAGAAGAACUGCUGUAAUUAUAUUUCGAAUUCAUUCAGACUAUCAUGGUCUGUAGGAGGACAAUAUCUCACCGAGUACUUGUCCAAUCUACAGGAUUGGGGGUGUGAAGAAUUUGAAAAAGAAUGCGAGAACCCAAUAUACGACUAUACAAAUUUUACACGUAUAGUUUAUGUACGUUUCUGCAAUCGAUUUGCUUUACUUGCAAAAUGUACUGAAGAAUUACACAAAGUUACAAAAAAAUACAACUUCUACGCAAUAGACGCUACCUAUGGAAGCAACGACGCUCUGGAGAUAACGGAUAAAAUAUGGAAUAAUCUAACUUCAUCCAUAAUUCCGACAAAAAUGGAUAUGAAGGAUUUGCUACGACCUUGUGUGCAGAUAGCUUUGUUUGAUAGACCAUCGGGAGGAGUUGGACGUUAUCAUGAAAUUGUUCAGCCAUAUGUUCCGUUCUGUACCAUGCCUUGGGAUGGCUAUGAUAUUGAAACAGCGAUGACUCGCCACGUAUCUCCGUGGACCAGCAUGUCUUUAUGGUGUCGCGGGAGCACUAUCGCUGCAAUGGUGGUAACCGGGAUUCUAGGAGCAGCCAUCAUAAUUGCAAACCUGACUAUUCUUUCUGUGUAUAUUUCAUCGCCUAAAUUACGAAACAGUCAAGCAGUUUUUAAAAUGUCAAUCGCAACAGGAGAUUUGUUAUCCGGCGUUAUUGUGCUUCCUAACGUCAUCGUGUUUCAGCAUUUGAUGUUUAUUCAUGAGCGCUUGGUGGGCGAAACAAUUGAUGGGGAGAUUGAACGUCGCCAAGCAGGCGGAUCGGUGAGAUCUAUCAUACCAAGCCCCUAUAUUAACUUCGUUGGAUUUUUCACAACUCUGUCAUUGAGCUUAUCAAUCUACACACUUCUACUAGCAAGCUUCGAUCGAUUUUGGGCAAUAUUUCGACCAUUAAAAUACAGCAAAACUAAGGCAAAGAUUUACGCACAGUAUACAUGUCUCGGCGUGUGGAUAUUUGCUAUCUUGAUUGCAAUAAUCCCCUUGCUAAUACCAUCGCUUCAAUACAUGAUUAUUUUAGCUGUAAUGGUAACAUCUGUCGGGGUGUCGGCUUUAAUUCUGGUAGGAACUGCAUUUGCAAUUCCAAUGAUUGCUUUGUGCGCCAUCAACUGCGCAACGUUUAGAUCAGCUCAGCGACAUGCUCGAGUCCGCCAGAGAUUGCAGAGUACAAGGGGCAAGAAGUCUAAUGAGGAACUCAUUGAAACGCGUCUGCGAAAGAUUCUUGGACUCAUGGUGGGAGUAUUCGUUGCGUGCAUUUUCCCAACGUUCUUCCUCACAAUCCUAGCAAUAUUCUUCGACAAUAUCUUGUUUCGUGUUCCGGAGAAGUUGAACCCUGAGGCCACCACUAUUUUCCAGACUACGCAAUACUGCGCUAUUUUAGUGUUGUUGAGCAACAGUCUUUGGAAUUGUUUCAUUUAUAGUUCGCGUGGCGAGGAGUUUUGUAAUGCAGCGAAGACCCUAAAGUUUGUCAAGGUCGUUACUUCUGCGGCAAGCUACGUUGCUUAUUCUGCACGUCGACUGAGUGAAGCUCCAAAUUAUUACCGAAGAAAAAGUAGCAGUGCAAGCACUGGAAGUGCUCUAGGAACCCAUUCAUCCAAAACUACGAGAUUACCAAGCCUCGACUCAUCCUCAGUGUUUGCCCAUGACAGCAGUGUGAGCACUACCAGCGCGAAUACACACCGUGGUACA
Styela clava is the source of this 3510-nucleotide messenger RNA. The record is from RefSeq and is a predicted model, not a curated record. NCBI's taxonomy places the organism in Eukaryota, Metazoa, Chordata, Ascidiacea, Stolidobranchia, Styelidae.